This is a messenger RNA of Zalophus californianus (California sea lion), 5861 nucleotides long. It is a transcript of the gene KCNN4, whose product is annotated as potassium calcium-activated channel subfamily N member 4. Gene Ontology annotation, molecular function: calmodulin binding; small conductance calcium-activated potassium channel activity; intermediate conductance calcium-activated potassium channel activity. The record is from RefSeq and is a predicted model, not a curated record. The transcript has 9 exons. Gene Ontology annotation, cellular component: neuronal cell body; neuron projection; plasma membrane. Gene Ontology annotation, biological process: potassium ion transmembrane transport. NCBI's taxonomy places the organism in Eukaryota, Metazoa, Chordata, Mammalia, Carnivora, Otariidae. Bases 2697 to 3980 code for a protein of 427 amino acids.
ACAGAGAGACAGAGAGAGGCCCAAAGGGAGGUCCGGAGGCAGGGAGACAGGGAGACAGAGAAACUGAGUCACAGGCAGAGACACAGAGAUGGAGACAGAGGGAUGGUGACAGGGAGAAAGCAUGAAAUAGAGAAACAGGGGGACACAAAGAUGGAGACAGAGACAGAGAUGCUAAGAGAGGCACAGAGACACAAAGAGGCUGAGAGACACAGAACCAGAGAGAGAGAAAUGGCAACAGACACAUGGAUGGAGAGAGUCUGAGAUACUGAGAGACAGACCUGGAAGAGACAGAGGUCAAGAAACAGGGGAGAGGACAGGAGAGACAGGGAAAGGCAGAAACAGAGCCUUCCAGAGCAGGAGAGACUGAGGGAGGAGCCCGAGGUAAGGCCCGAGAACCCGAGGGAGGAGGAGAGGUGCAGAGAGACCCAUGCCUGGCCACAGGGGUGGCAGGUAGCAGGGGGGGGUCCCCCGGCUGCAGCUUCAAGAGUGCCCGGCGGCAGCAUUUGCUCCCCACGGGCACGUGCAUGGUGUCUGGGUGUGCGCGGGUGUGUCUCCAUCACUCUCCCCACUCUCCCGCCACGUCUUACCCAGAGUGGGAAUCACACAUGUGCCAUGGAGCAGGGGGAGCAUCAGCACAAGUGGUGUUUUUGUCACUGGGCGUGUCUGUGUGUGCAGUUUGGUGUCUCCAGGUGUGUCUGCGUGGGUUGUGUUGGUGCGCUGACAGUCAUGUCUGUGCGUGAGUGUCUCGUUUCCCUGUGGCUGGCGGGUCCAUGUUCCUGCAUGACGGAUGACACGCAAGGGAGAAGGGUUGUGUCUGUGAGUUCCCUCUAGAGUGGGACCCACGGGGCCACCGGCUGUGUCUCGGAGGUCAAUGUGUGCGAGGUGUUUUGUGUUACCAGGCCGGUGUCUCCCCAGGGUUUGGAUCUGUUUCCCGACGUACGGGACACUGUAUGUGCUGCUGCAUGCAGUGACAUUCCACGUUGCAUGUCACUCUGGGAGUCGCGGUGCAUCACCCUGCAUUGCAUUUGCUGUUCUGUAUGUUACUGCGUCGUGUCUCUGUAUGUGCAUUGUGCGUGCAAAGGCGAGCUGUCAUUCAGAGAUGUGACCCUGUCUGUGUGUGACACCCAGGGGUGUGUCCACUUGAGGGGGGGCUCUCCUUUCCCUGCCGAGAACACAGCCUGGGUGCCCACAGUCAAGAGCAUGCUGUGUUUGUGUGGCUGUGUAUUACACCGCACUGGAGGGUGUCCCCUGGGGUUGUGUGUGGUGUUGUUGCAGGCCUAGGUGUUGGCUGUGUCAGUGGGUCACACCUGAUGUUUUAUGUAAUCCGUGGUGUUCAGAAAAGGUUGUGUUGGGAAAAACUGUGGCAGUGUGUUUUCUGUCAUUCUGUGUUUGUGCAUUACUCUGCAUAUGUUGUGUUUGUGUGUUGGAGUAGAUGGUGUGCCGGGCCGUGGGUGGGUGUGGUUCGGAUGUGAUUUGUCAGUCAGAGAUGUUAUAUUUGGGCAUCAGGGUCCACGUAGCUUGAGCCCCUCCUCAACCCCUGGGGUACCAUUCUGGGUCGUGUCCCUGGGAUGCACCAAAAUAUAUCAGAAUGUCUUACUUUGUGCUGUUUGGGUUUCUGUAUGUGUCGCUGUGCAUUGUGGGUCUCUACACGUGUCCGUUCACACUGUUCCGACCAUAUGUUUGAAUGGCUCUGGGUGCUGGGGCGUGUUGUAUGUCAUGGUGAGUCUAUAUGUGCUGCGAAUCGUUCUCCGAGCAUAUAUACUUGACUUGCCAUGUGCCACAAUGUGUCUCCGCGUGCAUUUCUCUAUGUGCUGGGUGUUUGAGGGCUGCCAUGGUAUGUCCCCAAACGUUGUGUGUCUGCACAUGUCGGCUACCAUUCCACGGGUGUAUCACGUUUGGGACGCUGUUAGCGCCUGGUCCACACAGGUAUGUUGAGUGUGGCAUGUGGACGUCACUAAGUAGAAUGUUGUGUGUCCGCGGAACCAUUGGGAUGUGUUGUGCUAACGUAGCAAUAGAGUCUGGGGGUGGCUGUUUGUGCAAGAGGACGUUGUACCAGUUACAAUUGCAGUUUUUGCACCUGUGUGUGGACAGUUUGGGUGGUCAUGGGCGCCACGGGGCACUGCCUGCCCUGCUGAGUGCCGGCGUGUGUCACAUUGUCUGUGUGGUGUCUGGGUGUGGCUGUGGGUUGCAGAGCUCAUCGGGAGUUGUGAGUCACUCACUGUAGGUUGUGUUGUGUGCCCCAUGUGUGUUCGGUUCCGUCUCCGGCCGUGCUGUGUGUGAGGGUUUAACCCCCCCGGUGUCUUGUGGUGUCUGGGUGUGGCUGAGUUUAGGUGUGUGUUACAAAGCUCAGACCGUUGUGUGUGACGCAAUCUAUUGUGAGCCAGUAUGUGUCUUUAUCCACGUGGAUGCACGCCUCUUCCUUGCUCUGCCCCAAGACACACCCCAGUCCCUCCUUAGGCUGAGAAGGGAGGUUGGGGAGCCUCCCCUCUGCCCAAGGGCCACGCCAGCUCCUCCCUGCCCUGCCCAGCUGUCACCACCCCCAGAGGGCACAGACUCCUCUGUGCCUCAAAGCAAGAGCCCCAGAGCGAGGAGCAGAGCAGGCCUAGGACCUGCAAGCCACAGUGGCUGCCCUUUGUGUGCUGCGAGGUGGGGGACCCUGGGCAGGAAGCUGGCUGAGCCCCAAGACCGCAGGGGCCAUGGGCGGGGAGCUGGUGCCAGGCCUGGGGGCCCUACAGAGGCGCAAGCGGCUGCUGGAGCAGGAGAAGUGGCUGGCUGGCUGGGCCCUAGCGCUGGCGGGAAUUGGCAUCGGACUCAUGGUACUACAUGCGGAGAUGCUCUGGUUCGGAGGGUGCCCGUGGGCGCUCUACCUGUUCCUGGUUAAAUGCAUGAUCAGCAUUUCCACCUUCUUGCUCCUUUGUCUUAUCGUGGCAUUUCACGCCAAAGAGGUCCAGUUGUUCAUGACCGACAACGGGCUCCGGGACUGGCGCGUGGCGCUGACUGGGCGGCAGGCGGCGCAGAUCGUGCUGGAGCUGGCCGUGUGCGGGCUGCACCCAGCGCCGGUGCGUGGUCCGCUGUGCGCCCAGGGUUUGGGGUCCCGGCCCAUGGCGACGCAGUCCUGGCCGGGCUUCCUGGAUGAGGGCGAGGCGCUGCUGUCGUUGGCCAUGCUGCUGCGCCUCUACCUGGUGCCCCGCGCCGUCCUCCUGCGCAGCGGCGUCUUGCUCAACGCGUCCUACCGCAGCAUCGGCGCCCUCAACCAGGUCCGCUUCCGCCACUGGUUCGUGGCCAAGCUGUACAUGAACACGCACCCCGGCCGCCUGCUGCUCUGCCUCACGCUUGGCCUCUGGCUCACCACCGCCUGGGUGCUGUCGGUGGCCGAGAGGCAGGCCGUUAAUGCCACCGGACACCUUUCAGACACACUGUGGCUGAUCCCUAUCACAUUCCUGACGAUUGGCUAUGGGGAUGUGGUGCCAGGCACCAUAUGGGGCAAGAUUGUUUGUCUCUGCACUGGAGUCAUGGGGGUCUGCUGCACAGCCCUGCUGGUGGCCGUGGUGGCCCGGAAGCUGGAGUUUAAUAAGGCAGAGAAGCACGUGCACAACUUCAUGAUGGACAUCCAGUACACCAAAGAGAUGAAGGAAUCAGCUGCCCGAGUGCUGCAAGAGGCCUGGAUGUUUUACAAACACACACGCAGGAAGGAGCGUGGGGCCGCCCGCAAGCACCAGCGCAGGCUGCUGGCCGCCAUCAACAGGUUCCGCCAGGUGCGGCUGAAACACAGAAAGCUCCGGGAACAAGUGAACUCCAUGGUGGACAUCUCCAAGAUGCACAUGAUCCUGUGUGACUUGCAGCUGGGUCUGAGCAGCUCACAUCAGGCCCUGGAGAAGCGGAUGGAUGCACUGGCAGGGAAGCUGGACACCCUGACUGAGCUGCUUAGCACUGCCCUGGGGUCGAGGCAGCUUCCAGAACCAAGCCAGGAGGCCACGUAGCUGGACCCACGGAGGAAGAACCAAGCCACUUUCCCCAGGACUGGGGUGGAGGACGUUGUCCCUGCUACUCCUGACCCAGCCCUAUGAAUAAAGCACCUCAAGUGCAAGGACCAAAGGGGUCCCACCUUAGGGGGGGCUCACUCCCUGAUGGCUGCUGGAGGGGACACUGGCUCAAGGAGAAAGGCUGUGGCCACACACAUACACCCAAACCUCUGCCCCAAAUGGGAAAAUGGUCACUACUACCCCAUAUACCCUGGACAAAACAUCCUUACUAUGCUGCUAUGGAUGACCUCCAGCUUUCAGUUAGAAGUGGAGGUGCCUGGGGCUGACACUCCUGGGUCCCAGAGUCCAGGAUCCUGGGGUGCCUUAGUUACCACUGGAUAGCGGAGCUAAAGGAACCAGGCCUGAGGCUGAGAGGUGGCGGGAGGGAGCGCCCCCUGGCGGGAGAGCAAAGAGGACACAGUUUUCCAGAGCUGCAGAGACUAUCUGGUGGGGAGAAGGUGGGGUGGGGGGGAGCACAGCUCACCAGUCUCUGCUCUUAACUUUGUAAUAAAUGUUCAACAAAGCCAGAAGAAGCUGCUGUUUCUUUCUAAACAUAUGUAUACUCCCAACAGGCAGGUCAUCAAGCGGAAGGCCCUUGUUCUGUCCACUUCCCAAUCUACAAAGCAGAGGCCUCCUCUAAGUCCCCUCCCAGCUCUGUAGGCCAAGAUGUCCUCAACAGCCCCCACACCCCCACAGAUCUGAGGCUAAGAGCAAAGGCUUCAAAUCCAGGGUUUGGUUCAGGGUCCAAAGCCUAGCUCUGCCAUCCACUGGCUGUGUGACUUUGGGCAAGUGGCUUCACCUCUCUGAACACUUUACCUCACCUCUAAGAUGGGUUCCCAUGGAACUGCUGUGAAGACGGAAACAGUGUGGCACAGAGGAUCGGGUAUUUUGUAAGAACCAAACACACAAGAGAUAGUUGAUCAUUUUUAUUAUUGCUAUUGAUUUUUAGACAAUGCGUAGCGCUUUCUUCUGCUGCCCUUUCCCCCCGCUACUCAUCUCACCAGAACCUAGAUGACUACUCAGCAAGAACCCCAAACCAUCCCACAUACUCAUUUCAAUAUCUGCUAAGACUUAGACAAGAAAAGGGAAAGGGCUGGGACUUCUGGAGGUCCUACUGUGUGCUCCUUUCUGUAAAUCACCACAACCACUUCCUGCCCUGCUCCACCCCAUUGUAAAGAUACAGAAACUGAGGUUUCAAGAGGAGCCAGGUCUAGAGGCUGGGAAUCUGGCUGCAGGCCCAAUUGACACCCUGCCCGCCCUGCGGCUAAGCCCUCCUUCUGCCCUGUCUGAGAUGAGUCAGAGGCAGAGUGGCCUUGGACCUCCAACCGAGGUUUCACUUCCCACAGCAGCUUCAUUUUACUUGGAGAGGCUGAUUCAUCCUUGCUUCCUUUGGUUUGUGGGGAAGCCCGGGCUGCGAGUCAUCCUUUUCUGCUGAGCUAUCUUUGGAUUUCCCUCCAAAUCCACAGCUAGCCUCAUGCUUCAGCCCUGAGAGCUAAACUGGGGCUUGUACCACCCACUGCCACAGACUGCCCUUCCUCUGGACACCAGCCCACCUGGGAGUAAAGGAGACAGGAACUAGAUGGGAUGUCUGAUGACAUUUCCAACACCCUCCCCCUGCAGGAAGCCCUCCUCACUGUGUUGCCAGACCCCCUACCAAACUCAUUCCUCCUAGUCACACCCCACUGCCAUUGGCACACUCCUUCAGGCCUCAGCUUGGAUGUCCCCUUCUCUAGGAAGCCCUUUCUGAAGAUCUCACAGCCCCAUGAAUCUGUCUCUAUCACAAUAUUUUUUUUUAAGAUUUUAUUUAUUUAUUUGACAGAGAGAGCACAAGCAGGGGGA